AAACCCAAAACACACACACAAACACAAACACACACCGACCCGCCUCUCCCGAAUCUUCCCUCCGUUUCUCUCAACCUUUUUCAAAGAAAAAAACAAAUAAAAAUCAAAUCUUUACACAAAAAACCCAAUUCAAAUCAAGCCCUAAAUUCAUCAAUGGGGAAAGAUGAAGAAGAUAUGAGGGGUGAAAUGGAAGAGCGUCUAAUAAACGAAGAAUACAAAGUAUGGAAGAAAAACACCCCUUUUUUAUACGAUUUGGUUAUCACCCACGCGCUCGAGUGGCCUUCGUUGACUGUCGAGUGGCUUCCCGACCGCGACGAGCCAGCUGGCAAAGAUUAUUCUGUUCAGAAGAUGAUUCUUGGGACCCACACUUCUGAGAAUGAGCCUAAUUAUUUAAUGUUGGCUCAGGUUCAGCUGCCUCUUGAAGAUGCUGAAUAUGAUGCUCGACAUUAUGAUGAUGACAGGUCUGAUUUUGGUGGAUUUGGUUGCUCUAAUGGCAAGGUACAAAUUAUACAGCAAAUAAAUCAUGAAGGAGAGGUGAACAGGGCUCGUUAUAUGCCUCAAAACCCUUUCAUUAUUGCCACAAAAACAGUCAGUGCAGAAGUCUAUGUAUUUGAUUAUAGCAAACACCCAUCUAAGCCUCCUCUAGAUGGAGCGUGCAGUCCUGAUUUAAGAUUACGGGGCCACAACACUGAGGGGUAUGGCCUAUCAUGGAGUAAGUUUAAGCAGGGUCAUUUGCUGAGCGGUUCUGAUGAUGCUCAGAUUUGCUUAUGGGACAUUCAAGGAACCCCCAAAAAUAAAUCGCUUGAUGCGAUGCAAAUAUUCAAGGUUCAUGAUGGUGUUGUAGAAGAUGUAGCUUGGCAUUUGAGGCAUGAAUAUUUAUUUGGUUCAUGUGGGGAUGACCAAUACGUGCACAUAUGGGAUCUCCGAUCUCCAUCAGUUACCAAGCCUUCCCAAAGCGUCAUGGCUCAUCAAAGUGAGGUUAAUUGCUUAUCAUUCAAUCCUUUUAACGAGUGGGUUUUUGCAACCGGAUCAACAGACAAGACCGUGAAGCUGUUUGAUUUAAGAAAAAUCAACUCUGCUCUCCACACCUUUGAUUCUCACAAGGAGGAGGUGUUCCAAGUUGGAUGGAAUCCACAAUGCGAGACAAUUUUAGCUUCAUGCUGUCUUGGUAGGAGACUCAUGGUGUGGGAUCUUAGUAGGAUUAACCAGGAACAAACACCAGAGGAUGCUGAAGAUGGCCCACCAGAACUGCUCUUUAUCCAUGGUGGACACACAAGUAAAGUUUCAGAUUUCUCAUGGAACCCAUGUGAAGACUGGAUUGUUGCUAGUGUUGCAGAAGAUAACAUACUUCAAAUAUGGCAGAUGGCUGAAAAUAUAUACCAUGAUGAAGAUGAUAUGCCUGCCGAGGAAUCCCGAGGUGCUUAAAUGUGAAGAAUCUGUAAACCAUCAACAUAACUAAAUGAACGUGUAUCAAUUGUUUUCCGUUUAAACCACGACAUUAUUACCUUCUGUGUUAAUCGUUUUGUGUUGUUCUACAUGUUAUAAAAAAUCACUUGAUUAGUUAGUGGAAUUCAUGUAUGUUUUUGAUA
Messenger RNA from Erigeron canadensis, 1589 nucleotides. Its product is annotated as WD-40 repeat-containing protein MSI1. NCBI's taxonomy places the organism in Eukaryota, Viridiplantae, Streptophyta, Magnoliopsida, Asterales, Asteraceae. Gene Ontology annotation, molecular function: histone binding. The coding region runs from base 154 to 1425 and encodes 423 amino acids. Gene Ontology annotation, biological process: regulation of gene expression. Gene Ontology annotation, cellular component: nucleus. The transcript has 6 exons. The record is from RefSeq and is a predicted model, not a curated record.